AUGCCAGUUGAGCAUAGGGCUAUGCAAGAAGUCAAUGGUUUCCCUCCAACCUAUUCAACUAUAACGGCAAACAACAUUGUGGCUGGACCAAGUCAUAUAACUUCUAAUGUUAAUACUGUUACAGAAAGAAUUGAAGGAGCUGAAAAUAUAGUUGUGCAAAACCAAGGGGAUGCCUAUAAAGAACAAGGUGUAGAAAGAAAUGAAGAAGUUGAAAAUAUAAGUGAUCAAAAUCACGGGGAUGGCUACAGAGAGCAAGGUGCUGUCAACACAUUUGAUGGUACUGCACAUGUUCGCGACGAUGCUCUAUCAAUGAUUUGGUAUGGCGGACACCUUUCACAACAGUAUUUUGUUAAUAAUUAUGUAAAAAUUGAAACACACAAGCUUAGGUUGUUUGAGCACAAUCAAGAUUCAAUUAGGGCAAAUCUGUACAAUGGCCAACAAGAUGCUUUCCAUGAAGGAGAGAGUGAUACUGGAAAUGUUGGACAUAGAACCAUUCUACCUUCAUCAUUUGUAGGAAGCCCACGUGAUAUGAUCCAACGAUUUCAAGAUGCAAUGUCAUUGGUUCAAAAGUUUAGGAAGCCAGAUUUAUUCAUCACAAUGACGUGUAAUCCAAGAUGGGAAGAAAUCCAAAAUGAGCUUUUACCUGCACAAACCGCACAAGAUCGUCCAUACUUCCUUGCAAGAGUUUUCAAAUCGAAAUUUGAAGAAUUGAAGGAUGAUAUUGUGGUCAAGGGGGUUCUUGGAAGAGUUAUUGUAUAUGUGCAGGUCUUUGAGUUCCAAAAAAGGAGUUUACCACAUGCACAUAUGCUUAUAAUUCUCGAUGAAGAUGAUAAAUUGCAUAAUUUAGAGGAUUACGAUCCAGUUGUUAAAGAAAAAAUUCCGUGUAAGGAGGAACAACCUCAGUUACAUAAAGCUGUUCUGAAGCAUAUAAUACAUGGUCCUUGUGGAGUACAAAAUCCAAGAUCAUCGUGUAUGAAAAAUGGGCAAUGUAAAAAAGGAUACCCAAAGCCUUUCUUGCCAGAAACCUACCAAGGCAAUGACUCAUAUCCUGUUUACAAAUGA
Messenger RNA from Quercus robur (English oak), 1062 nucleotides. RefSeq lists its product as uncharacterized. Lineage: Eukaryota; Viridiplantae; Streptophyta; Magnoliopsida; Fagales; Fagaceae. The transcript has 7 exons. The record is from RefSeq and is a predicted model, not a curated record. Bases 1 to 1062 code for a protein of 353 amino acids.